Molecule: messenger RNA, 2881 nt
Organism: Betta splendens (Siamese fighting fish)
Lineage: Eukaryota; Metazoa; Chordata; Actinopteri; Anabantiformes; Osphronemidae
Gene: gbx2
Product: gastrulation brain homeobox 2
Exons: 2
Coding region: 851-1900 (349 amino acids)
Biological process (GO): regulation of transcription by RNA polymerase II; regulation of nervous system development
Cellular component (GO): nucleus
Molecular function (GO): DNA-binding transcription factor activity, RNA polymerase II-specific; RNA polymerase II transcription regulatory region sequence-specific DNA binding
Source: RefSeq, a predicted model, not a curated record
UGAAAGUUGACUCAUGUCAUGUCUCCUUCAUUAUUGCGGCAAUGACAAAACAGAAAACUCUGGCAACCCAUCAGACAGUGGGAGAAGGGUUUGUGUCUGUUAUUUACAACUUCUGGUUGUGUAUACAACUGAAAAGCACACAAGUGUGUGCACAAACACACACAGGAGCUGAGGGGUUCAUUUUCAUAUUAUUUUCCUAUUAGAUAUUAUUUAAUUUUUACAGUGGCUUAUUUUCUUAUUUUUCAAUGGCCUAUGGUGCCCAUUUAUGUAAUUGGUCCCUAUAGGCGACUCAUGGGCGAACUACUACGUUAUUUCUGUCAACCAAUCGUGGGUCACAGCGAUCCAAGGGGGGUGGAGCUCUCAGUGUCAGGGCAGCUCAAUUAAACAGAGGGGAGCGCAAUUUAAAUCCAAAACAUCCCUGGAUGAGCGCUGAGUGGGCAGGAAACACACACUUCAAAUAGACACUGACGCUCCGUGUCAGCGGGAGAUUAAGCGGCAGCGUCCGUUGGCGUGGUAUCAGUGACCAGUCAAGUUGAAUUGGAGCUGCGCCGGACGCUCACGGUCCACGGUGCGUUCGCGGAGCUGCCGAGAGAGGCGAACUGGAGCCGCGUUCACAUUUUUGUUUGUUUGGAAAAUCUAAUUACGGAAAAAAAAAAAAACAUAUUUUCCUCUCGACUUUUUCCUGCACCAAUGGGAUGGUUUUUUAGACUGAGCGGAUUAUCGCUGGCGUAAACCCUCGUUUCUCGCGGAAAACGGUGAGACGCGCCGCUCCGCGGGAGGUCUGCCCCUCUCCAGUAGCCGCCCACGGCGUCUGUGCUCCGCUCCCCUCCAAGUUGCAGCGGUGGUUCAUAUGAGCGCAGUGUUCAGCCCGUCCUUUAUGGUGAUGCAGCGGCCACUCGGAAGCACCACCGCCUUCAGCAUUGACUCUCUCAUCGGUGGGACCCCGCAGCCCAGUCCGGGACACUUCGUCUACACGGGCUACCCGAUGUUCAUGCCGUACCGCUCUGUGGUGCUCCAGCCGCCGCCUCCACCUCCUCCAGCUCUGCAGCAGGCUCUCACCACUGGACACCACCAACACCCGCAGAUCUCCAGCCUCCAAAGCGGCUUCUGCUCCAGCUUGGCCCAGGGCCUCACACAGGGCAUGGCGCUCACCUCCACGCUCGUGGCGUCGCUGCCCGGCGGAUUCUCGCCCUCCCAACAGCACCAGGAGGCGGCCCGGAAGUUUGGCGCACAGUCUUUGCACGCGGUCUUCGACAACACGCAGGAACUGCGGCUGGACGCGGAGGAUGGAAAGAGUUUCCUGCAGGGGAAAGAGUCCGCGGCGCUGCAGGGUUUCACCGACACGGAGCAAUCAUCCACAGUCCGAGUCCACAGUAAAGAAGACUCCAAGGAUGACGAGUGCGCCCGAAAAGACGAAAGUUUCUCUAUGGACAGUGACUUGGACUACAGCUCCGACGACAACCUCACCUCUAUGUGCCACAAAGAGGACGCAGACGGCGGAGGGGGGGGGUUGGAUGACGGCACGCACCGGCACGGUUCCACCGGCGGCAGCUCCGGCACGGGCAGCGGCUCGGGCAGCGGUGGCGGAAAGAACCGACGGCGGCGCACGGCGUUCACCAGCGAGCAGCUCCUGGAGCUGGAGAAAGAGUUUCACUGUAAGAAAUACCUGUCGUUAACCGAGCGUUCUCAGAUAGCGCACGCGCUCAAGCUGAGCGAGGUGCAGGUAAAAAUUUGGUUCCAGAACCGACGCGCCAAAUGGAAACGGGUCAAAGCCGGGAACGUGAACAACAAAUCUGGAGAGCCGUCCCGAAAUCCAAAAAUUGUCGUCCCUAUCCCGGUGCACGUGAGCCGCUUCGCAAUAAGGAGUCAGCACCAGCAGAUGGAGCAGGCCAGACCGUAGAAGUAGGGAAAAAGUCCAAAAAGAGAUACUGAGUCCCGUGUUGAUUGUUUUAUUCUGGGAUAGCUUUUCCGUUUUAAUCUGUUCUCACAUGAAAUAAACCAGCUUGAACUCCCUUAGUGCACCUACGCUCUGGGUUUUUAGAAGUUACUUUUAUCAUUCAUUUUCAUUUGUGAUAUCAAUGCGGCCAUAAGGACGGAACAUUUCUCACAGUGCAUUUUAUGCAACAACUUUGUUUUGUUACUAUAAUCAUGUAAAGUCAGACAUAAAGCUCAGAUGUUUUUCAUCGAGCUCUAAAUCAAACUACACUGGAAAUAUCAAAUGUAAACUGUUCAAAAGUGACCUUCAGUAUUCCAUGGUUUUGUUACUGCACCGCAUAAAAGGUUUAGGCGGUAAUAGUUUCCAGAAUUUCUUUGCAAUAUUGUCCACGGUGUCACUUUUACAUAAUUUUCUAAUGGAGUUUGAGUGUUUUUAAUUGAAUUGGUGUUUGGUGUAGAGCGAAAAUUUCUUUGGGUUUGAUCCAAAAUGUAUGUAUCAAUGUUGAUACUUGCAGGCCGAUAAGACUACAUAUUUUAAAGCCCCAACACGAGACUUAGAGACUCCUUUUAAAGUGGACAAUUAUCUGCAGAAUGAAACUCUAGAGACGCCAAAAACUUAGGACGCCGAACGGUGACGCGUGCUGAGGAAGAGGAAGAAGAUAAACUGACUUGUUGACCAACUCCCGCUCUACAUGUAAAUACAAACACGGGGCCAAACUGUGAAUACCAAAUGUAUAUUUCACAACAAACUGAAGCAAGUUUUCAAAUAACGAACUUUAUUUCCAAGCAUUUCAGGAUUUAUCAUCCACCUGUAAUAUGCUACUGAACAUUUUUAAAACCUCUUUAAAAACUGCUUAUUUUGCUUUGUUGUUUUUUUGUUUUUCAUUUCCGUGACAAAAUGAAGCUGCUAAUUAAUUUAUAUUAAAGUGUGCAUAAGUAACUAUCA